UGGAAAAGAAUGUGAUUUGUCACUUGAGUCUAUAAACGCGCCUUCCGCGGACGGACACAUCGUAGCUGCCAUCGGGCUGCCAUACGGGCCAUACUACCUUACGCGGGGAGGGCCAGAACGUGCGCUUGUACGCUUAUAGUGGUGAGUGGUGCAACAAUCAAAUCAAAUGCGACGACAUCUGACGAGAGUGUGCCGAAAAGGUUAACAGUGCGCCAAGCCAGUGACGGUUCGCAAUUCGUCGUCGGGAGGUGACAGUGGCGCUGGCCUGUGCCUGCAUGUUUAGGAGCAGAAACUAGUUUUCUUCAAUACCUUUCGAGCCUUCAUUUGCCCGUUUGCAUGCUUCGGAACCGGCCUGUAGACAGAGAGAGGGAGAGAGACCAGUAAGUGUUUCAGUGUGAACCGCCGCCCCACGAUUGGACGGACCCUCCCUCCAUCGGAUGCACUAAAUACCGAAGCGAGGGGACAGCGACAGCAUCGCGGCUGCACGAGAAUAAAAAUAUUGCCACUCCAGUUUGCUGUUUACAUGAACUAGCUACGCCAAGGGCCUCUGGCACCGGAGGGAAGAAUUACACGGUGUGUGCAGAAUAGCCGAAAGGAAAAAGUUACAGGCGUCGUCGUAGUCGUCGAGUGAGUGCUGUUGGAAAAGUAAAGUUAUUCCGUGAAAUAAGAGCGUGUAUUUCGAAGAGGUAUGUGCCGAAUUAAAGUAGUAGCAAGAAGAGCAGUGGGUUUGCGGUCAAUCGAUUGAAUUCUUACCGAGGAACCGAGGUUCGGUAUUUUCCACAUCCUGGCGACUGGACUGGACUGCUUGGAUCAUUUUUGUUUUUUUUUUUGGGGUCGAAACGUCGGGCCCAGCGCUAGUGCCUGUGGGAAAGUGCGGUGAGUGUGUGAGAAAGAGAGGAAAGUAAAGAAAGAGUAUCCAGAGUUGGUGGAGAAAACCUGCGAUAGGGAAGAAAUGCACGGGUUGCUGUUUCCCCCCAUUGCAACGAUGCAGUAACAGAUCGAGUCUCAGCAUUACCAUUGUCACCGUUAGUGAAAAUUGUCUUGUGAAACGCUGGUUGGGAAAUAAGGUGCAACGAAGAAACGGAGUGUCCCAGAGCCAUCGAAUUCGGUACAGAGUUGAGUGUCUUGUGUCACCAUUGAUUGCGGGAAGGUAAAAUCUUUCCUAGUGGAUAUCGAAUCAAUCGAAGCGCCAGGUAAUGUGAAGAAAGUGGCUAAUCGUGAAUUUAGGAAGACGAAGAAGAAAAAGAAGAAGGAAAAAAAGAGUUAAUACAAGCAGUAAGAAGCAAAGAAGCGCGAAAUAGCUAAUAAGAAAGUGUUUGUGGAGCGUGCGAGAGUGAGCAGCGCCCAGAAGGAAAACCAAGGAAAGAAAAAGAAAAUAGGUUCCUGAUCUUGUUCACCGCAUUCGAAGGGGCAACCCGCACUGGAGCAGAGAAUAAAUUAUGCCAAAAAGUUCCAGCAAUGCAGAUUUACCACUCGGCUGGGAGAUUAACACCGACUAUGAUGGGAAGGUUUAUUUUAUUGAUCAUAUUAAUAAGAAAACCACUUGGAUCGAUCCCCGUGACAAACUCACCAAGCCAGAAACGUUCGCCGACUGCAUCGGAAAUGAGCUUCCAUUCGGCUGGGAGGAAGUGUACGACCCGCAGAUCGGAACGUACUACAUUAACCACAACUCGCAGACGACCCAGCUCGAGGAUCCCCGGCUGGAGUGGAAGAGCAAGCAGGAGGAGAUGCUUCGCGAGUAUCUCUGCUCCGCACAGGACACACUGGAGGCCAAGAAGGAGAUCUUCAACGUGAAAACGCAGCGGCUGCAUCUGGCACAGGAGGAGUACAACCACCUGAACGCCCUGGCCGCCAGUAGGACUAGUUUAUGUUCUUCAACAAGUUCAUGUAGUACAAAGUUCGAUCCGGAACUGUUGCGAGCGGAUCUCGCACUAGCCAAGGAACGCGUGUUUAGGCUCAAGAAAGAGUUGUCACGGAUACAGAAGGAAAUGCAUAAUACUCAGAAAGGUGUCGACACUCUGUCGAGUGUUGAACAAAAGUUGAAUUCUCACAUCAACGGCUGCUACAACAUAACCGAGGCGCAGGCCAUACUGGAGGAGGUGAAGAAAAUUCAGAAAUCGCUCAUCACCGGCGAAAAGGAGAAAAAAGAGCUGAUGAAGAGUUUGGCCCAGGUCAAGGACGAUCUGACGCGGUUGCAGCUGCGACAGGAAAGUCCGGACGCAUCGACGUUCAACCUGGCCCAGGACCGAGUGUGUGCCGCUUCACAGACCGAUCUGUCGUCGGAAAAUUUCCCCAUGGGAGCCCGGGAAAUGGCCAAAAUGCGGCAACGGUACGACGAAUGGCGAAAGCGGGUUAAGGAAAUACAGGAAAAGCUUGCCGCCCUCGAGGAAAAGAUACGGCCCGGUGAAGUCGAGUCCGACCAGGAUCGGCUGUUGCUGUUCCAGGAAAAGAAACAACUACUGCUGGAGUACCGAAGUAUCACACCAAAAUCCCGCUCCCAAACCGAAAUGAAACGAAUACAGACGGUGUGUAAACAGCUGGAAGCGGAUCUGAACAUGGCCUACGAGGAAUCAAAUCAGUGCAUAGCAAAUCGUCUGAAGCUUCACGAAGAAAAACAAGCGCUGUUACAGCAACUGCUGGAGGCACUCAAAGAAUUCACCCAUCUGGAGAACCAACUGAAGUCUCUUUCCGCCAGUACCUUAUCGAUCAGCAGUAGCUCUAGUAUCGGAUCACUGUCGACUGCCAGUAGCAAAGGAUCACUCAGUGGACUCAGUUUCACCGACAUCUACGGUGAUCCACUUUCUACCGAACCGCAGAUCGAUAUGGUUGACAUCAACCGUCGAGUGCAGCGAUUGUUCCAUCCCAGCUCGGAUGUGUCGUUGUCGCCGCGAAGUAGUCUAUCGCUGGAAACCCCACCUGCUUCUCCGAUGAAGAUGGAAUGGAACAGUGGGGGUGGUGGUGGUGGUGGUGCGGAAACACCGUACAAAAGUUCCGCUCCGUAUAACGUGCCUGCUCCUAGUUACGGUGGUUCCGAGUACAACCUGGACAAACAGAGGUUGGAAGAACAACUGCAGGACCUGAAGAUUCGACAGCUCGGAAUACCGCCGCUUUCUCCCAUCUACGAAAAACCAUCCUAUCUGGAUAUUCCUCCGGCUGUCAUCCUGAGCCGCUCGUCGUCCACCUCCAAUACGAGAUCCGUAUCGACCACGGUUAGUGACGAAUCGGUAGCCGGUGAUUCCGGAGUGUUCGAAGCGUCCCGUGCCCUGCUCACCAACAAAGAAUGCGCACAAGUCCAGAUAGGGCUGCGGUACACCGUCGCUGACAGCACACUUUGCAUAAUGAUAGAGAAAGGACGAAAUCUAACGGCACUCUGCCUACCGGAUGGUUGCCAGCUGUUCAUUCGAGCCAUUCUACUGCCCGGCACGGCAAGCCUAUUUAUCCGUACUAACGCUGUGACGGACUUCGUGAAGCCGGUCUUCAAAACAAUGCUGGUAGCUCAGAUGCCCCUGGAAAAGGUUUACACCAAAUCACUUCAUGUAAAAGUGAUGAUCAUCGUGGGACAACGUGAGGAUUGGGUAGGAAGUGCGCAAAUCAGUUUGGCCGAGUUUGUGCCCACGGAUGCCACCAGCAAGUGGUACAAUAUCAUAAGUAGGAAAUCAAUGAACGAACUGGAAUCGUUUGAGGGUUGCAGCGGAGCUUUCGGUAUCAAGGAGGAAUCGUCGGAUGAGUCGACCAUUAUCUCAUCGCAAACAUCAACUCUGACGCGUAAUCAGGGUCAGGAAGAGCUACAGGCGGUCCUGGAAAUGGUGUACGACGAUCUGGCUCACGAGGACGGUGACGACGAUGACGAGGAUGAUGUUGAUGAGACCGAAGAGGACGAUGAACACGAUCAGGAAGAGGUUAACGAUCAAGCUGCCACACAAUUGAUGCUGGAGGAGUACAUGAACAGCGUCAAGGGUACGAUAGCUACCGAGGGCGAAGGUGAUGAAGAGGCAGCGAUGGCGGUGGAAAAAGCCGACAAGGAAACCAACACCGAGUGUGCAUUUUUGCCGGAGAAAGGACGACGUCGGCUGAACGAGGCCGCUCGCAACAGCAACAACGGUACGAUCGAGGAGAACUCCGUGCUGGACGAUCGAAUCGUGAAGCGGUCGCAAACGUUCUCGCCAAGUGCCGUGGCCAGUAAAUCGCGCUACAUAUGCCGCCUGAACCGGAGUGACUCGGAUUCGGCCAUGCACUUCAACAAUCCCGUCACACCGCACCCAUUCCGACGGGGGGCAGUGGAAAGGCGAUCGCUGCGGUAUCACAAUCGUACGCCCAAGGUUUACCACAAAAUGCAUCCGGCCGUUCCCCGUACUAGUCUGGAUCUGGAACUGGAUCUCCAGGCGCAGCAGAGCAAGCUGGAAACGCUGACCGACGAGAUAAGCCGGUUGCGGGAUCUGAAGAAACGGUUGGAACUGGCACGGGAUAACAACGAUGUGAAAGUGGCAAACUGGGCACUGGAAAACGAAGAUUUCCUCAAACUGAUCAAGAAUGCCGGCAGUGCGACCACACCGGAGGAGAAGCACAUGGCCAAGCUGUUGCACAAAACCUCCAAGGAGAUCUACAAGCUAAGGAAAACCAAAGUCGGCAAAGGAAAGCUGGAUCUGAUUUCGUUCAAAGAAAAGAUGGCCUUCUUUACCCGCCGGGGUGUUUCGGUGCCGGAACUUCCGGCCGACAUCCAACAGCAGGAUGACCUGGAAGAGCUGUGUUCAAGUUCGUGCAAUUCGCCUACCAAGUGCGAGGAUGGUACCCCACAGGCAGGCCCUUCGAAACCAUUCGAUCCGUCGACAGCCAAACCCGGUCCGUCGAACAGCUCGAAGCUGGAGUUUUCCUACAACGAUGUAGACCGGACCUACGGGGUGGAAGUGUGAACUUCCGGGCCGACACACCGACAAUCAAACAUGACAAUUUUCGUAUACAGGAAAUGCGACUGCCGACCCGCGACGGACCACCUUAUCGACGGACGGAGCGCCCGGGCGCAGUCAUCGAAAUACGCUGAAAGGUAUUUGUUUGUUUAGAAUAUUCUAGAAGCCAACUUUGUGCUUUGUUCUGCGAACCAAAGCUCUACUUGCAUUUACUUUUAAAGAUUUUGUACGGAAUCGAGUUGUUAGUUUGUUGUUCAAGGGUCAAUUGUACAUAUCGAGGUUUAGCUGUAGCGUAGUCACACUUUUUUUUGUCGUGACAGAUAGAACAGAAUGCCCGCAAUUUUAGCCAGUGAGUGUUUGUGUGACUGAAACGAGAGCGAGCAGGAUUUAGAAGCAAGCAAAAACAAAAACAGGAUACGAAAUGUAGGCUGCUCAGAGAAGGGAAAGCUAUUGUUUGUAAAGUCAAACUAAAGUGCAAUACUUGUGUAAAUAAUUAAUGGAAAACUAUUUUAAACGUUAGAAACCGUGUGUGUGUGUGUGUGUUCUGUGCUGUCAUAGCAGGAAGAUGUGCGUCGGAAUUGGGAGAGGAAAUGUUGGCACCGUUUGUUUCGGAUACGUUUAAGAAAAAAGCUUUUAGGAUGGGACGAAUGGCUGGAUAUUUGGGUGGAAAGCCCAAAAAAAGUCCCAUCGAAAAUGUAUCAAUUUUUUUAUUCUCAACUUAAGCUAAUUUUUUUUAUCACUCAUGGGUAAUGGCAAGAUGGCAAAUCAUGGUCAAAACAGGGUGUUAUUAGAAUGCUGCUUCCGAAGAGGUAAAAGGCGUUGUAGAAGACACUUUUUGAAGUAGCUCUCACAGUUCAUACUCGCGGUUCAGAUGGUAUGGUUGACUGAUUUUAUCGCAUGUACUAAUUUGUAUUCUUCAGUAUAAUCUCCAUCUCACACUUGACCCAUCGUUCCUCCAACAUUUUGGUGUCCUUUGAGAACAAAAAUGGUUGAGGCCUUCCCAAUAGGCUUCCGCUUCUGCAGCGACCACAGCAUUCGACGAAAAAUUUCAUACAGGAUGCAAAAUUCUGCAUUCGAUCGAAAUAAUCCAAUUCGAAUGAAAUUCAGAAUCGAGGUGAGUCAUGUUUAUCCUUUCCACUACUCCGUUUUGCCCGGACAUGUCUUUCCCUGGCGCACUCCAUCUUCCAGCAUACUUGUUCUGAAGGUAACGUUAACGUAUUCGGUCCCGUUCUCAAAAAUUCUAGCUUCCUUCCUGUUUGACGCUUAGUCAUGCACUUUCGUAUGUACUUUCCAAGUAGUAAAUCACGAUUACAAACACCCAAAUGAUACAUUUCACUCAAACAUAGUAUUUCUAAACUAGCUUUAAUUAGUUUAGAAAUACUAUGUUCAAGUGAAAUGUAUCAUUUGGAUGAUUGUAAUUUGUUGAUGAAAAAGAUAAGGAGGUUUUAUGCCUGCUGGAGUGCAAGUUUGACAGAAACUAACUCCACCGGGCUUUCCCUGCUCCAAACAAACAAAUGAAUUAUCUGCUCUCCUUGUCCACCAAACCUUCAGGCUCGAUUGUUUGCAAUACUUCAUUUUUGAAAGGCUCUAGAACAGAAAUUACAUCCGAAACCACUACUUUCUUUAUAUCUUCGUUAGGUGUCUUGAAAGGAAAAUUGGAUUUGUCAAACUUUACAUUUCUUGCUACGAUCAUUUUCCUCGUAUCGGUAUUCCACAGACGAUAACCCGUCGAAGAAUAGUCAGCAGCUAACUUGUCCCUUUUCUGCUGCGGAAUCCACCCAAAUGUCUGACAUCCAAAAACUCAGUUUUCCAACAUCCGGCUUUUCACCGUGCCAAACAUUCAGCAGGAGUUUUGUUUCCUUUAUGUGCAUCAGCAGGGCUCCGAACUGUUUCAAACGUCGUACAUUUUUGAAACUGUGGUGUCCGAAGCGUUUGUUUCGCUACUCCAUCUUGUCAUCGUUAUUCUUCACAACCCCAUAGCUGAGUCGGGAAUCACACAUUGCAUCAUUAAGAACAGAUUCCAUUGUAAUAGCGCCACAGCUAAGAUUUUGCCAUUCUUGGAUAAAACUGCUCGAUCUGGCAUGAAAUUAACUUUGGCUCCAGCUUUCAACAAACGCGACAAUGAUAGCAAAUUGUAAUUGAUUUUCCAAACGAUAAUGUCAUUGCAUUUCCGUUCACGAAGGUUUUACUCUUCACUGUGCCAAGUUUGAAUAGUCUUGGAAACAUUCUUCCUCGUAUGCCAUAUGAGGACUUGCUCCUGAAUCAAGAAUCCGUUCAGUUUCAUAAUCCUUUCUCAGACCUCUGUUCUUCGGCCAGUAAACGCGCCUUCACAGUGUCCAAUUUCAAUUGAUCGUUUUCAAGAUUCUCCAUGGCCGUGGCAACAACAUCAUACAACGAUGGCAGUGAAAUGAACAAUUGACUAACCGCGUCCUGCUCCUUAACUGACGUCGUUAAUUCGUCGAAAAUGGUCCGUUAGUGGUGUUCCUUCUUCAAUAUUCAGAGUUGCCAGGGAUCUGCGAAUAUGGGUUUGCGUUGCAAAACCAUCCUUUGAAAAUGUAUUCGCCAGAGUUAUACAUAUUCUUCGCCGUAUUCUUGUAGCACACGUAUUCCAAGUGAGAAUCAGCUACAUACGCCACCAAAUCCCAGAAAUGGGAGCCUUAGUUUUUUCGUCCCUUACAUGAAAAAGAUUGGUUUUAUUAUGAAUAAAUUCUCUAUCUUUUUUUAGACGGUAAACAAACUCCGUAGCUAAGAUUUAACAAUCAACUGCUUCUUUGAUUCAUCUCUAAAGUUGUAACCCUUCUUUGCCGCGACACCAUUUCGCUUUUUGAUUGGAAGGAAACACUCCGUUUUCACCAGCAAUAUUACAUCAAAGCUGUGCCCGAUGCUUCGAGUCCCCUUAAUCAUGGGUACAUAGUGUUCCGGAAGCCCCAUUAGUAACAGCGCAGCUAGUCAUGAGUCGUCGACCUUGAAACCGAUUCCCGCAAGUUUGUGCGCUGUGAACAUCAGUUCGUCAACGUACGCUUCUACCAAAUACAAAUAAUAAUACCCCCAAGUCCCAUACAAACGAACCGCCAAUGUUUGGUUCACAGCCUGAACAAGUAAGCCUAGCAAAUUACUCCCUUUCAUUGCGAUAGUUUGAAAAUGUGGAAGGAGAUCGUUUCUGGCAACGCUUUAUGCUAGUUUCUACGGUGCAAAACAAACUUGUUUGUUUAUGCUUAUCGUUACUGUAUUAAACUGCAACAAUCAGUCUAAAUAUCACCGGCACUAGCACAAAAGAUGAAAAAUGAACACAAACACCCACGAAUCUACAAAUAUCAAUACAGCUAGUAGUAUAUUCAUGGUGGCUUAACCAUUCUAGAUUAUUGUUUAACUUACAUUUCGCUUGUGAUCUUGAUUAUCAGAUAAAAACUGUUUAUUUAUUUUUCACUAUAAUAAACAGUAACUAUGGUGAACUUGUUCUUACCCUUCAGUGUUGCUAGUUUUAUAGAAAACUCGUUAAAGUACAUUGUCACUCUGACAGUGUAAAAUGUGUCCUUGAAUUUGUCGAAGUAUUCCGUAUUAUAAUUUGUAUUUGCUUCUACGCUGUCGCAUUCGUCCAAACGAAUCUACGUUAGCUUCCUCGGCAACCCGAUUUUCCGUGUUAGAUUGCUGUCCGGAAAAGACUUUUUUGGCGUCCUUUGCAUACUGGACCGGACUGUAAUUAGUCGUCUCCAGACUCCAACAGUCUGUGACCAUCGCUUGCAAACUCGUUUCUUCGUCGAUUUUCUAACCUUCAGUCAUCGGACACAGCGUUCCAGGAUCUUCGUGGCGUAAUUUUCCCGUCCUUUGAGCUCAACGGUAAAGCGGCUCCUACUAAUGGCACGUUGUUCAUCGUCGGAUGAUUAUUCCUCGAUUAAUCUGCUUUCUUCCGUUGAUGACCAAUUCUGGGCCCAUGACCUGAGCAGAGUAAAACACAACUGUUUAAGUGGAUUGAAUUGGACUAAUGAAAAUUUAUUUGAUUCAACAACCCACGUUACUAGACGUUGCGUGACUGUUUUGGUUACAACACGUCGUGAUUCAAAAUAUGAAAAUUACUUCCCAAAACCUAAACUUCCUAAUUGUAUUCUAAAUCAACAGACAUGUUACUGUGAGAGAAUCGACUCAGCAAUCUCCUACUUUCAGGUAACAAACAAGCUAAAGUGAUACGCUUGCAUUACUGAUUGUUUAUUUACGUUGCAAUCAGCUGAUUUUUGACGACGUUUUGAUCAAAGAAGUGACGAGUGAAUCAGAAAAGUCGAAGCUUGCUGUGAUUUAGUCGUUCUGUUCAUGCAUCAGUCGCUACAUUAGAAUGGUACUUUAGAGUUAGGAAUGACUUUUUUAUCGAAAAAAAUCGAUAUAAUUAAUCGAUUGCUCGAUAAAUUGUUUGAUUAUUUUUGUUUAGUAAUGGAGUAUUAGUUUUAAACUAAUCCAUUAAAUUUCUGUCGAUUAAAAAUCUGGGUUAUUAAUCGAUAAUUUGGUUUUGAAAACAUAGAAUCAAAAUCCUCCCCGAGGUGUAAGACCAGUUCCGAAUCUAAGCCCCUACAGAACCACACACACACACACACACACGCAUCAGGCAGCAUAAUCUUUAAAGAAAGCUAAAAAAAAGCAAAAACGCAUUUCCUGCAAUUAACAUUACUGAAAGAGGUAACAAAAACAACGUGUAAUCUAACAAUCAUUUUUCGUGAAUAGUCAGUCAGAGCUAGUAGAUAAUAAACAAUGUGUCAGACAAUAAAGAUAUAGCGAACGCUAAGGCUUAGGCGAAGGGUAAACUCCUGAGCCAGAACAAUUGUUGCAAGAGUAUUUAAGCGAUUUUAAAAACGGUUUUUAUUUAUUGUUUAGAGAUAACUGUACAAUAUGUGCCUUACGUAACGAGUUACAAAGUCUGUUUUUAAUGACGAAUAUGAUAAUUCUGUAACAAAUCAGAAGGCCGGACAGCAGAUCAACAGUUGAACAUCAAACGGAAAGCAGUUUCCUAGGUAACAAUCGACAGUGGGAAGAAGAAGUACUAGAAUUACUGGACUACUAAGAAAUAUCGCUAAAAUCAGUAAAAAAAGAAACAGUGAACCGUAAUAUUGUUUGUGUAUAGCCGAUAUAAUCCCUCAACUCGGCCGUAAACUCUGGUUGUUUUGUAGUCCAAAGCUUUCAACGUUGCCUGAACCUAGAUUAGAGAACAGCGUACAUUUUUUGGUUUAGUAUUUUGAAAUAAUGGAACACUAGCUUUCUCAGAGCACACAGCGAAUUUGAGCAAAAUGCCCCGGAUUGUAAAUAUAAAGUAGAUACACACAUAACGUAACGUAUAGGGUAAAAGUGCGCUAGAGGUUACACAGAGGGGGGUAUGCAAACAAAAAAAAAACAAGUAAAAGUACACGUAAGAACUCGCCAAUUUGGGCACGGAAGCCUUUAGCAACUAUUCGAGAUGACGGUGAUGAUGAUGAUUGGUGAAACGGCUGCCGGAGUGUAGCCGCGCAACUGGAGUGCAAAACAAAAAGUGUAAAAAGUCGAUUGCCAAUAUUUGAAAAAUAGUGACAAAA
Molecule: messenger RNA, 10456 nt
Organism: Malaya genurostris
Lineage: Eukaryota; Metazoa; Arthropoda; Insecta; Diptera; Culicidae
Gene: kibra
Product: protein kibra
Exons: 9
Coding region: 1440-4910 (1156 amino acids)
Biological process (GO): regulation of DNA-templated transcription; regulation of hippo signaling; cell migration
Cellular component (GO): cytoplasm
Molecular function (GO): molecular adaptor activity; kinase binding
Source: RefSeq, a predicted model, not a curated record